Messenger RNA from Emiliania huxleyi CCMP1516, 192 nucleotides. RefSeq lists its product as hypothetical. Lineage: Eukaryota; Haptophyta; Isochrysidales; Noelaerhabdaceae. The record is from RefSeq and is a predicted model, not a curated record. The coding region runs from base 1 to 192 and encodes 63 amino acids. The transcript has 2 exons.
AUGACUUGGCCCAUCUGCUACAUCUACGGCGAGGAGAAGAACACCAUGUUCCACACACGCGCGCAACUCGCUAAGCUGCGCGCCAAGGAGGGGUGCGUCGUGGUCGGCGUGCCGCGCGCGGGACACUGGUGCUACAAGCACGAGCCCGAGGCGUGCUACGCAGCGGUCAAGGUCUUCGUGCUCGGUGAGUGA